Messenger RNA from Mollisia scopiformis, 555 nucleotides. RefSeq lists its product as uncharacterized. The record is from RefSeq and is a predicted model, not a curated record. The annotation marks the transcript as partial. The transcript has 2 exons. NCBI's taxonomy places the organism in Eukaryota, Fungi, Ascomycota, Leotiomycetes, Helotiales, Mollisiaceae.
AAGCCCGGGUGGAAGACGGAUGUCAGGAUCGUUGGCUUUGAGAGGGAGUUUCUGGUUCAUGAUGUUGUUCUGAGACUUAAUUCUGGUUUCUUCAGGAGCGCGUUGGAUGGUAUGGACAGUGGUGGUGGUGGUGGUACUGCGCCGGCGGGAAAUGGAUGGCGGCAUGAGUUCGUGGCUGUGGAUUCGAUGGGAGGAGGUUGGAAUCUGGAAAGAUCUAUUGAGAGACCAAGAACACCCUCCCCAUCGCCAGAUCUCGCACCCAAGGAUCAACAUCACGCACAUUCCGAACAAGACCUCGCUUUCAGCAAACUCCUAUCCGCUUUCUACAAUAAACCCUUCUCGAUAUCCUUCUUCAACGAACUCGUCACCAUCACCCACCUCGCAGACCAUUUCUCCGCGCUCCCCUGCCUAUCGUCCGCUCUCUACGUCGCGCUCUGGCAUUCUCCCGUCCUGGUUCAAGAGAUUAGGACGAAUUGCAAGGAGAUGCUACUCCUGGCGAAGAAAUUGAGACAUGCGUUACUGUUCCGGGAAGCGCUGGUUCAUGUCGUGAGUCGG